CCCUUCUCUCAUGACCACCAACAUACACACAACACGCCUAUUGCUGAAAUGUCAGAAUUUUUUAAAGAUCGAAUGUUCGUUUGACAGCUGGUUGAAGCAAGUAGAUAAUUUAAAAAUUUCUUGAACGAAUCAUCAAAGUGCCAACAUUUAAAGUUAUUUUCACGGUGAAAAGUGCGAUAUCCAAAAUUAGAAUAACGAAAAAUGAGAGGCAUUCUCAUAUUCGAUCAUCUCAACGAUGUUUUGUUUACAAAAUGCAACAGAAAGUUUGCCAACCACAUACAAAGUCUUGCACGAAUGCAAGGACUCUUGUGCGAGGGCAAGGAUGACAGCAACAGAGACGGAGACGAGCUGAGUCCGAAUAUAAUAAUGCAAUUGUUCUCGCCAAUCGUCACAUCUCAAAAUGUCAUGUCUUCUCAAUUUGGCAAUUCGUAUACUUCCAUGAAAUGCCACGACGGGACGAACAUGGUUUUCGAUGAUUUUAUGGGAUACACGUUCAUUUAUGUUUCCACAGAAGACGUGGAGCUUAUGCGACGAACUUUGGGAGUUUGUGUCUCAAUAGUGAGGCACAUUUGUGGUCCGGACGUUGCAAUGCUAAAAACAAGCAGACAAAAAAUUCAUCUCGUAUCAUCGUUGCUGGAUUCUUGGAGUCAUCUUCGUAGUUGCGAACAAAGUUUGCUCACAGAAGCUGUGGAACAGCUUUCGGUGAACGCUGAUCUUGCUUCCGCGAUAUUGAAAAUACUUCGCGAUGCUUCUGACAAACUAAAAACCCAAUCCGAAUUUGCCAACGUCCACGUACUCAUUCUCGUUGAACACAAAUUUUUGUCCCUCUACUCGAGCAAAAAUGCUCAAGACUUGAGUGCAGCUGAUAUUUUGCUGAUGGUCCUACUCUGCAAAGUCGCUCACAGCAAAGUUGCUGACGAUGGCACAUUGUGCCGAGACGAUGGAGAAGAGGGUGAUAUUCUUUUGCCCAGAAAUAUUCAUGUCAACAGAGACGGUCUCGACGACAAGGGAGCUUCGUUGGACAUCAAUACUAAACUGGCUAAUCCCACCUCGGAAGACAUAACGCAUUUAUUUGGGGACUCGAGAGACUCGUCAGUGAGCGAAGGUUUGUAUUCCUUCACGGACGAAGGUCUCUACAGCCAAUUAGUUUUACUGGGAUCGGAGCGUGGAUGUACCGCGAAUGCGGUUCACAUAUCCGAAUUGGCCGAGGGAAUAAAUCUCAUAACGAUAGUCGAAGUAACGAAUUUGGGAACAUCCUCGGGGCUCUACGACAGUUUUUAUCAUUUGAAUAUAAUGAACAGUCUACAGUUGCAACGUGAUAUCGACGAGAUGAGACCAGCCUUCGAGAAUUUGGAUGGCUCGAUAAAGAAAGCGAUUGAGGGUAUUAAAAAAAAUCGUGCAAACGUCAGCAACGACGUCGACAUGUGCCAACGACGUCUUCAAGUCAAAUGGGACUUUGUAAGACGAAAAUAUAUCGAUCUUUUGAAAUCACGUGAUCCCGAAUUCGUUUUACAAAUAGAAUCGAACACUUCGGGCUUCACAGAAACGAUGAGGGAACUUUUUCGUCUCACCUGCUUCGAUAAAAACUUCUUGAAAAAUGGCGUCGACGUUAUCGUUACUGUCAGUCGUUUGGUUCGCCAAAAGCUCAAUGACUUCAGUGAUUUUCUCAAGGUCAAAGCUCUCAAGAACUUCAGCCUCGGAUCGAGAACUUCCCUAACGAUCAACAAAUAUCUUGAAGAAUUUCCUGGUCUCGUACAUUUUAUAUACAUAGAUCGAACGACACACAGACUCACAGCGCCGACUUUGGACUUUACGAAUCCUGAAACUCUCGCUCUUACAACUAAAAAGAUUUGGUCGAUGGUUGAGCACAGCAGGACCCACUUGCAGGAAGGACACUUCUCAGUAAUGUGGAAAGACACCACUUUUAAUUACGCUUAUUUCCUUUGGUUCGAAGACACUUCGGGUUCCCCACUCAAAUGCAAAACGUACUUGAACCAUCAGAUGAAAAAUUUACCGGUACCGGGGAUACUUUGCGGUGAUUACUACAGAAAAUUGGCUCAAACAUGUUUUCCAAAGCUAUCACCAAACAAGAUACGAAUUUAUGAAUUGUAUUGCGUACAUUUGGGUCUUGCAACGUCUUCGUGCGUGUUGGAACACUCGAGAAGAUUGGCAGCUACGAUAUGGGAAGUGACAGGAAUUCCGAAUAAUCCGGCUGACAUACUUUGAAUUAUUUCUUACGUUUGAACUCUCGAAAUAGGCGGACGAGGGAUUCAUUUUUUAAUUCAUUUAUGCGACAGCAUUGGGCUUCGUAGAUUCGAGUCGUGGACGUUUCCAAUGAAUAAUUCAACUAAUGAGUCAAUCCAUAUUUUUUCAUCUCACAAAAAAUAGAAUAUAAAACUUUACGAGAUUGAGAUGCAUUUCAAAUGGAAAAGGAAAAAUCAAUUUUGAAGAUUUUUCCAAUGCUCCUUAGGUUUUAACAUUUGUGACGAUGUUAAAUUUUAUUUGAAGUUUGAUAAAAAGGGGAAUCUGCCAAAAAAAUUUGAACACUCACGAAUAAUGCUAGGGAGAUAAAAAAUCGUAGUUGAAAAUGUGCAAUUAUUCUAUUGAUUUUCUACUAACACAGUAUUUUAAAAACAACCUUAAGAAAUCAGUAUGAAUGUCGGAAUUAAGGGAGAUCUGUCAAAUUGGUGCGUUUAUCGUAGACGGGAUACUGUUUUUUUUGUAUAGUUUUGAUCGAUGUGUAAUGGAAGAACGAGAAAUAGUCGUUUAUUAUGGAAAUAUAUUCUUACGAAGAGAAAAA
Messenger RNA from Venturia canescens, 2800 nucleotides. RefSeq names its product Hermansky-Pudlak syndrome 1 protein (gene HPS1). Gene Ontology annotation, cellular component: BLOC-3 complex. The transcript has 8 exons. Gene Ontology annotation, biological process: vesicle-mediated transport. Gene Ontology annotation, molecular function: guanyl-nucleotide exchange factor activity. NCBI's taxonomy places the organism in Eukaryota, Metazoa, Arthropoda, Insecta, Hymenoptera, Ichneumonidae. Bases 202 to 2226 code for a protein of 674 amino acids. The record is from RefSeq and is a predicted model, not a curated record.